AUGUUCCAGAGAAUUAAAGCUCAAAUAGAUAGUCGCAUCGAAGAAGAGAAGGCACGACUAAACGCUACACACCCUUCCGUUCAAAGAUCGGCUUCUACAUCCUCAAUCUCAAGACGAUCUGCGAACGAAUCCCCUUCUCGAAAACCACGGAAACCACGGCUAAAAGAAGAUGAUGAAAUAGGUGGCAGAGGCCCAGAUCCUGCAGACUUUGAAUCUGCUUUUGUGAUUGAAGACGAGUCUGAGGCUUCAACUCGAGCUGGGACACCAGCCGGUGAGAACCUUCACCCAAUGGCGGGAAAUGCGGAUAAGCCCUCGGGCGGCAGUCCUUCUGCUGCGAAUGGCAGUGAGAAAUCAGCGGAUGCCACCCCAAGAGCUUCUGCUGAGCUUCCAACUGAGGUUAGAACUAAGUUGCGAAAGCUGGAAAAGUUAGAGGGCAGAUAUCAAGAGCUACUCAAGUCCUACCGAGUUGCACAUGCUCGUGCCGUUUCGAUCGAACCCUUCGAGAAAGUCCUCAAGGAGCAUACACCUAUCGGUUCUAUCCAAGAACCAGAUUCGCUGGUUGAAUAUCUCGACCAGCAGAAACAACAAGGAGGAUUAGUUAGGGACGAACUCACACGGGUAUCUGCAGAGCGCGACGAAUACAAAAAGAAGUACGAAGAGUCCGAAAAACAAAAUGCUAGUCUGAGGGAGGAGCUCACGUCUCUUCAAAACUCUACUACCGUUGGCGGAAGUUCCACUACUGGUUCCACGGAAAAAGCAGAGACUAGUAGCAUCAACACCCCAUCCACUUCCGUCAAAUCCCCUGUUACAUCGGUACUUGGAAUUUUCUCUCCCAAACAGAAGCCACAAUCCUCCGACAACAAGGAUGUUAAUGAGGAAUUCUUCUCGUACGACGAUGAAUUGCCAAAAUUACAAUCAGACAUCAAAGCUAAGUCGGCAGAAGUUGAUGAGUUAAAAUCGAAAGUGUCUUCAUUAGAAAAGGAUCUUAUCGCUGCUAAAGAACUAGGUUCUAGUCUAGCGAAAGAUUUGGAAAAGGUAACCCUCGAGUCGAAUGGUUCCAUCAAGGAGGCUACCAGUUUGGCCCAGUCCCGUCAAGAGCAACUGGAUAUCCAGGAGGGAGAGACUAAGAGGCUCAGUGAUAAGUUACAAGCAACUGAAACACAGCUUGCUGAACUCGAAAAGACCUUGGAAGCCCAAAAGAAAGAGCACUUAGAGAGAUUGGGCCAAUCACAAACCACUGAAACACAUGUCACCGAGCUCGAGAAGGCCUUGGAAGCUGAAAAGAAGGAACACUCAGGAAUAUUGAGUAGAUUAAAAACGACGGAAGCCCAACUUACCACACUCGAAGAGACUUUGGAAAAUGAAAAGAAACAGAGCUCAGAGAGAUUCUCGGUCCUGAAAUCAGAGCUCAAAGACCAAACAACAACGGCAGAGAAGAAGCUCAAGUCCGAGUUGGAUAGUCGUAAAGAAGCCGAGCAACAAGUUGGGCUCCUUAAAGUUCAGAUUGAGGAACUUAAUGCAUCAAAAACUAAAGAUCUUAAGUCCCAGUCUAAUGCUCGUAAAGAAGCCGAGAAACGAAUAGAGCUACUCGAAGCUCAAAUUAAGGAGCUUACAGAGUCAAAGGAAACAGACGCUAAGCGCGUCAAAGAGCUUGAGGGCGAGAUUGAAGCUCUAAAGACCAGCGAGGAGCCAACUCCAGCAGGUGAAGACGUCCUUGCAUCCGUCCCACCCACACCAUCAACAUCGACACCCUCUACAUCCAACAAGAAGAAAUCAGGCAACAAGAAGAAGGGCAAGAAAAAUGGUAAUGCCACUGCUAAUAAAGAGCCGCCUCCUGCCUCCGUGAAGGCCCCUAAUCUUGAGACUGUUGUUGAUAAUUUGCGAGCUGAACUCGAUCAAAUUAGGACCAGUAUCGCUGAUAAGGAUAAGCAAAUAGCAAAGUUAGAAGCAAACCGCAAGAAUGAGGAGAGUCUCAGGGAGGAGAUUGAGAAUCUUCAAGAAAAUUUGCUUAUUAUUGGUCAAGAUCAUGUGACGGCUAAGGACACAAUCAAAGAACUUCGAGCCGAGAAAGCUGCUCUUGAAGAGAAGACGAGCAAAUUAGAGGCUGAAAUUAAGGGCCAAGAAAAUGGAAAGAUAUCUUCGGACGAGAUGGAGAAGGAGAAAGCUGCUUUAGCAGAACAGCUCGCUCUUGUAGAAUCCAAGCUACAGGCGAAAAUAGAUUCUGGCAUCGAGGAUGAAGCAAAGCUAUUGGCGGAACGGACCAGUUUGCAAGAAGAAAAAGCUGCUCUUGAAGAAAAGGUUGCCAAGCUAGAGGCUGAGAUCGAAACUCACAAGACAGCUUCAGCUAAACUAGAAUCUGAAAUCGAAGUUCACAAGAAUGUCGCAACCAGAUUGCAGGAGGAGAAGGUCGCGUUUGAAGAAAAGGUCGGCAAGUUAGAGUCUGAAAUCGGGAAUCACAAGAUAACUUCGACUAAAUUGGAAGAAGAUUUCAAGAAGAUUACAUCUGAGUAUGAAGAUUUGAAGAUGAAAUCAAGCACAAUGCAGAAAGACCUUGGUGCCGCCGAGCAAUUGGCUACAACACGUUACAGGGAGCUGACAGAUCUAAAACAAGUUCUACAAAAUGCACAACCGGAACUGAAGAGUCUGCGCACUGAGAACGCGAACUUGAAAAGUGUCAGGGAUGAGCUGAACGCUCGUACUUCUGAAUUGAGGAGAUUGGAAGCUCGAGAGAAAGAUCUGAAGGGUGAUCUUGCUAGUUUCAAGAAGCAAGCUGCUGAUAGAGAAGGUGAGAUUAGAUCUUUGAAUGAGAAGGUUGUUCAGGAGACAAAUGGCCGACUUCGAGCCGAGAAUGAAGCCAGUAUAGCGGGCCGUGAUUUGCGAAAAUCUGAAGCUGAAAGGGUUGUACUGUCGUCCUCGCGCGAAAAAACCAUUAGAGAUCUAUCAAAGGUUCAAGAAGAAGCCGGGAAGUUACGUAGUCGCGUUCAAGAUCUUGAAGGACAGGUUUCAAAACUUUCUACUGAGACCAAGGGGCUCCGCGAGGAGGUUGAGCUAAGGGGUUCUCAAUACAACAAUGCACAAGGUCUUCUUGGAAGCAUGAGAGAUCAAACAGCUGAGAUGGUCAUACAACUAAAGGAAAAGAAAGAACAAGCAGAGAGUCUUGAAGAAGAACUCGGUGAAGUUCAGAGGUUAUUAAGCGAGCGAACUCGAGAGGCAGAAAAGAUGCGGGGACUCAUGGACGGUGUGAAUGAUCGAGCUGAUGCCAUGGUUCGGGAAAUGAGAGAGCGCAUGGAAGUUGCCAUUGAAGAGCGCGAUCGAGCCGAAGAUGAAGCUAGUACCAAUGCUCGUCGUAGAUCUCGAGAAGUAGAUGAGCUCAGAACUAAGAUUAGAGAUUACGAGCGCCAGAUUAAGCAAGCAAGUGACGACCGAGAUGAAUUGGAAGAAUCAAAAAAGGAAUACAAGAGGCGUCGUGAUGAACUCGAGGGUAUUGCCGAAAAGGCAUCCCAGGAAACUAAUGAUAUCCGCUCAGCAAUGAGCGAACUUCGAAAUGCAUUGAAUGGCAGUGAAAAGCAACUUCGUGAUGCUGAGAAACAGAAAGCGGAUGUACGAAAGCUUCUUGAUGAAGCCAAUCAACGAUAUGAAAAACUUCAAAAAGAAUUCAAGGCAUUACAGAUGAAGACAUCGAGAUUAAAUGAUGUUUCUUCGAGAUCUAGUAUCGAUUCUGGAAGAUCAAAAAGCCCGGCAAAUGGAAGGAGAGAUGGUGGUGGUACUGCAUCGAUUGAUACUUAUUACGUCAAGACGAUUUUGUUACAGUUUUUGGAACAAAAGGAUAAGAGAAUUCAGCAGAAUUUGAUCAAUACCGUUGUUGGACAAUUAUUACAUUUAGAUAAAAAUGAACAGGAUAAAUGGAUUGCAGCCAUUUCCAGCUGGAAAUGA
This is a messenger RNA of Sclerotinia sclerotiorum 1980 UF-70, 3933 nucleotides long. RefSeq lists its product as hypothetical. Bases 1 to 3933 code for a protein of 1310 amino acids. The record is from RefSeq and is a predicted model, not a curated record. The transcript has 4 exons. Lineage: Eukaryota; Fungi; Ascomycota; Leotiomycetes; Helotiales; Sclerotiniaceae.